This is a messenger RNA of Aspergillus terreus NIH2624, 765 nucleotides long. RefSeq names its product 18S rRNA pseudouridine methyltransferase. The coding region runs from base 1 to 765 and encodes 254 amino acids. The transcript has 2 exons. Gene Ontology annotation, molecular function: rRNA (pseudouridine) methyltransferase activity; rRNA binding. Gene Ontology annotation, biological process: rRNA base methylation. The record is from RefSeq and is a predicted model, not a curated record. NCBI's taxonomy places the organism in Eukaryota, Fungi, Ascomycota, Eurotiomycetes, Eurotiales, Aspergillaceae. Gene Ontology annotation, cellular component: nucleolus; small-subunit processome.
AUGGUCACUGACUCCUCUCCUCCUUCAGGGACCCAGUCCUGUCCGCCUCCGGAGUUGCCGCAACUCGUCGCCGAGCAGCAUGUGCCCAUCGCCGCCCAUGACAAAGAGACCCAGCGUUUGAUCGUCGUUCUCUCCCAUGCCAGUCUGGAAACCUACCGCGCCUCGGGCGGUCGCAAUGGCGCCGGUCGCGACGAGAAGUACUCGCUGCUCAACAGCGACGAGCAUAUCGGUGUCAUGCGGAAGAUGAACCGCGACAUUAGCGAAGCUCGUCCGGACAUCACCCACCAGUGUCUCCUCACCCUCCUCGACUCCCCCAUCAACAAGGCCGGUAAACUCCAGAUCUACAUCCAUACCGCCAAGGGCGUCCUCAUCGAGGUCAACCCCAGCGUUCGCAUUCCCCGUACCUUUAAGCGAUUCGCCGGGUUGAUGGUCCAGCUCCUCCAUCGUCUCUCCAUCCGCUCGACCAACUCACAGGAAAAGCUCCUCAAAGUCAUCAAGAACCCCAUCACCGACCAUCUGCCCCCGAACUGCCGCAAGGUCACCCUCAGUUACGAGGCCCCGGUGGUGCGUACCCGCGACUACAUCGAGUCUCUGAACCCCAACGAAAGCAUCUGUAUCUUCGUCGGCGCCAUGGCCAAGGGACACGACGAUUUCGCCGACUCCUUCAAGGACGACACCAUCAGUAUCAGCAACUACAGCCUGAGCGCGAGUGUGGCAUGCAGCAAGUUCUGCCAUGCCGCCGAGGAAGUGUGGGAUAUCGUCUGA